Messenger RNA from Salvia hispanica, 424 nucleotides. RefSeq names its product small ribosomal subunit protein uS9-like. Gene Ontology annotation, cellular component: ribosome; cytosolic small ribosomal subunit. Lineage: Eukaryota; Viridiplantae; Streptophyta; Magnoliopsida; Lamiales; Lamiaceae. The record is from RefSeq and is a predicted model, not a curated record. Gene Ontology annotation, biological process: translation; maturation of SSU-rRNA from tricistronic rRNA transcript (SSU-rRNA, 5.8S rRNA, LSU-rRNA). Gene Ontology annotation, molecular function: structural constituent of ribosome; RNA binding.
AUGAUAUUGGUGCAAUGCUUCGGCCGGAAGAAGACCGCCGUGGCGGUCACUCACUGCAAGCGCGGCCGCGGCCUCAUCAAAAUCAACGGCAAGCCGAUCGAGCUCGUGGAGCCGGAGAUCCUCCGCUACAAGGCGUUCGAGCCGAUCCUCCUCCUCGGCCGCCACCGCUUCGCCGGCGUCGACAUGCGCAUCCGCGUCCGAGGCGGGGGCCACACCUCGCAGAUCUACGCCAUCCGCCAGUCCAUCGCCAAGGCGCUCGUCGCCUUCUACCAGAAGUACGUCGACGAGCAGUCGAAGAAGGAGAUCAAGGACGUCCUCGGCCGCUACGACAGGACGCUCCUCGUCGCCGAUCCCCGGCGCUGCGAGCCGAAGAAGUUCGGCGGUCGCGGCGCUCGCGCCAGGUUCCAGAAAUCGUACCGUUGAA